CUGAAACUGAAGACUGUCAGCGCGAAUUUUGCUGUUCACGAGACUUCAUGGUCAACGAUUUUUAAAAUGAGGACAUAACCAUCGUAAAUCGCGUUGCUAUAUAGUGUGUCAUGGCACGAAGUUUUUGGCGCAGUUCAAACUAGUAAGUCUUGCCAUUCUCUGUUAGCUCAUCAGAAUUAACUCCUUUAUUAUUGAGUAAUUAACACAUUACCGCUUAUUUCCGUAUUUGACUUUCUACAUACGUCAAAUCAGUAUAUCCUACUGCUUGACAAUACUAUCUGUAACAGAUAUUUCUAGCUUAUAUAAGCUACAUUUAAUGGAGAUGCAAAUAAGGAUACAAUGAGAAUGUCCAUUACAAUGUUCAGUGAUUGGUGAUUAGAGUGAAACUAAACAACUCAUACUUCAUCGUUUGAAUGGAAGCUACUUUUUUAUAUACUCCAACAGUUCUCAUUCGAUAAAUUCACACUGGAUUAAGGAAGAAUGCAAACAAAAGCCCUUACACAUUGCUUACUUUCAACAACCACGUCUCCUAGCUGUACAUUGCAAAAUAGGUUAUGAGAGAAGUUACCUACUUACAGGAAAAUAUCUUUCCUAUUCAUACUUAUUCUUUAAUUUACAGUUUAGAGUGGUUAUUGGAUCGUCAAGAUGUAAUGAUCCAUAGAGCGAAUGAUUUAAAAAUUCUUGGUAGCGAAGAAGAAUAUCAGAAAGUAAUGCUUUUCUUUACUGAUGUCAUUCAAGCAUUUGGCAAAAGCGUUGAAGUCCGUCAACAAGUAAUUGCAACCGCUUUAGUAUAUUUCAAAAGAUUUUACAGUCGCAAUUCAUUUAAGACUAUCGACCCAUGGUUAAUGGCUCCAUCGUGUCUGUUUUUAGCAUCUAAAGUUGAGGAAUUUGGUGUAGUUUCUCAAAAAAAUCUAAUGACAUCAUGUCGUAAUGUGGUUCAUAGUCAUUAUUUAAUCUAUUUUCCUGAUGGUUACGGUUAUCCAUAUCGUGCUCAAGAUGUAUUGGAAUGUGAAUUUAUUUUACUUGAAGCAAUGGAUUGUUCAUUAGUCGUCUUUCAUCCUUAUCGUCCAUUGGUACAGUUUUGUGAUGAACUUCGCCCUCAAAUGCAUGAGUAUGCUGACGUACUGUUAGAGCGUGCUUGGUGGCUAGUAAAUGAUAGUUUUCGAACAGACGUGUGCCUGCAUUAUCCUCCCUAUAUAAUUGCUCUAGGUUGUCUACAACUGGCUGUUGUGAUUAUUUCAAGUAAUCCUGACCUAUUAAUCGGCUCCGUCAAUAUCAGUUCAUCAUCAUUUAUGAAUUCCAGUCUAUCUAUUUCAUCAAAUAAACAUGGUUAUUUUGGGCACCAAACCCAAUCAACUGUUAAUCCUUCAUUAGUUGCUGAUCGUUGGUUCAGUGAAUUAAAUGUAGAUAUGGAAAGAGUGUUGGAAAUUUCUCGUCAUCUACUUAGUUUGUAUGAUUUAUGGCGUCGUUUCGAUGAACUUGCUGAAAUGCCUAACAUAUUAUUAAAAAAACUUCCACGUCCUGUCAUUCAAUCGCCACAUACUUCACAAAAUUACCAAUCUGGCAAUUCUGUUAAUCCAACGGGUUGUAAUAGUACGUCUGCAACUCAAUCAUCUAAUCUAUCUAGUGGGACACAACAACAAACUCAUGGUGGAUCAAUGGUUGUUCCAUCGGGUACAGGUGCUGUUGGUACAGGAAGUAGUGGUGCUACGGGGACUGUUGGUAGUAUACAUAAUAUGCCGGAUCACCAAACUCAACAACAACAAAGAUCAAUGACGUCAUCUAGCCAACCACGUAUGCAUCCACAAGGUGGUGGAAUGCAGCAUAUGGGAGUUAGGUAGAUGGAUAAGAACAAAGCGAUUAUGGCUGCAUAUCUGUAUAAAACUUUGGAAGUAUAUACUUAUAUAUAUUCAGUUCUAUAUACACAAAUAAUAUAUAUUCCCUGGUUUAUUUCUGCUGAAUGUAUUUGUGUGGGUUAACCAAAGCUUUCACGUGUUAAUUUUGAACGAACAUGUCCUUUUAGCAAUGUAUCAGUAUAUCAGGUCAGCUGGAAUAAAUACUUUUC
This is a messenger RNA of Schistosoma margrebowiei, 2065 nucleotides long. The record is from the annotation of a GenBank genome assembly. NCBI's taxonomy places the organism in Eukaryota, Metazoa, Platyhelminthes, Trematoda, Strigeidida, Schistosomatidae.